CCGGAAGUGCUCAGGCGGCCAUCUUGCUACACCCAUCUGAGUGUCUGUACUUGUUAAUGAGGCGGCUGUAAGAGGAGUCCCGUUGCACCGGGGCCACAAUGAAGCUAAUCAGCAAAGAUAUAGAGAAAGACAAUGCAGGGCAGGUGACGCUGAUUCCCGAGGAAGCCGAGGACAUGUGGCACACGUACAACCUCCUGCAGGUGGGCGACAGCCUGCGCGCCUCCACCAUCAGGAAAGUGCAGACAGAGUCGGCCACCGGCAGCGUGGGCAGUAACCGCGUGCGGACCACCCUCACCAUCUGUGUCGAGACCAUCGAUUUUGACUCCCAGGCUUGUCAGCUGAGGGUCAAAGGAAUCAAUAUCCAGGAAAACCAGUAUGUUAAGAUGGGGGCUUAUCACACUAUAGAACUGGAGCUGAACCGCAAGUUCACUUUGGCGAAAAAGCAGUGGGACAGCGUGGUUCUGGAGAGGAUCGAACAGGCGUGUGACCCCGCGUUCAGCGCUGACGUGGCCGCCGUGGUUAUGCAGGAAGGGCUGGCGCACAUCUGUCUGGUGACGCCGAGUAUGACGCUUCUCCGGGCGAAGGUAGAAACCAACAUCCCGCGAAAGAGGAGGGGUAACUGCACCCAGCAUGAAAAGGCUCUGGAGAAGUUCUAUGAGCAGGUGAUGCAGGGAAUUCUCCGACACGUUAACUUUGAGGUGGUGAGGGUCGUUCUCGUGGCCUCCCCGGGGUUUGUCCGCGAGCAGUUUUGUGAAUUCCUUUUCCUUCGAGCUGUAAAACAAGAUAUCAAAACCCUUCUGGAAAACCGCGGGAAAUUCCUCCAAGUUCACAGCUCGUCGGGACACAAGUACUCACUCACAGAGGUUCUGUGUGAUCCGGUGGUCACGGCGCGCCUGGCGGACACCAAGGCCGCCUCGGAGAUAAAAGCUCUGGGAGAUUUCUACAAAAUGCUAAAGAAUGAACCGGAUCGAGCAUUCUAUGGGGUUAAGCAAGUGGAGAAGGCUAAUGAGGCUUUGGCCAUCGACACCCUGCUUGUUACCGAUGAGUUGUUCAGACACCAGGACGUGGCCACACGGAGCCGAUAUGUGAGACUCGUGGACAGUGUGAAGGAUAAUGGAGGUGCAGUGAGGAUUUUCUCCAGUUUACACGUCUCAGGAGAACAACUGAGCCAACUGACUGGGGUGGCCGCCAUUUUACGUUUUCCGGUGGCAGAUCUAUCUGAGGACGAGUCUAGCUCUGAGGACGACUAAUUGUUGGCUGCAAUCAUCAUCAUCAUCAUCUUCAUCACACACAGAAAACGAAAGCAUUGGCCAGGUUCCUCAGUUAUUAUUAAUUUAUUGAUAACCCGUUCAGAUGGAGACUUCAGGUGGUGAAGGUGGGACUUUCAGAGGACCUGUUGCUGCAAAGGAGCAAUGGAAGAGCUUCUGUGAGUUACCUGGGCCCUCCAGGGGUUGUCAGCAGUGGGGAAUGUGCGUGCGCAAGGAGCAGGGUGUGGGUUACAAGAGUUCAAUAAACCUUUACAUGCUGCGACUCUG
Messenger RNA from Spea bombifrons (plains spadefoot toad), 1535 nucleotides. It is a transcript of the gene PELO, whose product is annotated as pelota mRNA surveillance and ribosome rescue factor. The record is from RefSeq and is a predicted model, not a curated record. NCBI's taxonomy places the organism in Eukaryota, Metazoa, Chordata, Amphibia, Anura, Pelobatidae. The transcript has 13 exons. The coding region runs from base 99 to 1250 and encodes 383 amino acids. Gene Ontology annotation, biological process: ribosome disassembly; nuclear-transcribed mRNA catabolic process, no-go decay; nuclear-transcribed mRNA catabolic process, non-stop decay. Gene Ontology annotation, cellular component: cytoplasm.